AUGUCCGACUACGAAGAUGACAUGGACGUCGAUGCGCCCGCCGCAGACACGUCCAUCCAAUUCUCGUCCAAUGCAAACGAGAAGGGCAAGAGAAGCGCCGCCAAUCUGCCUGUCGAGCUGCAAGACACAUUACCCUGGGUGGAAAAGUACCGUCCAAACACUCUCGACGACGUCUCGGGCCACCAGGACAUUCUGGCAACAAUCAACAAAUUCGUCGACAGCAACAGACUUCCCCAUCUCCUCCUCUAUGGUCCUCCCGGUACCGGAAAGACGUCGACCGUCCUUGCCCUCGCUCGUCGCAUCUACGGAAACAAAAACAUGCGUCAAAUGGUCCUCGAACUCAAUGCCUCCGACGAUCGUGGCAUCGACGUCGUGCGCGAGCAGAUCAAGACCUUCUCUAGCACAAAACAGAUCUUCACCUCAUUCGCUGACAAGACUGGACGUGACAGCAGCCCGGCCAACUUCAAGCUUAUCAUUCUUGACGAAGCCGAUGCCAUGACCUCGACUGCUCAGAUGGCGCUGCGUAGAAUCAUGGAAAAAUACACAUCCAACACCCGUUUCUGUAUCAUCGCCAACUACACCCACAAGCUAUCUCCCGCUCUGCUAUCACGCUGUACCCGCUUCCGCUUCUCCCCGCUCAAAGAGCCAGACAUUCGACGUCUUGUUGAUCUCGUCAUCGAGAAAGAGCAUGUCAACAUCGCCCCUGACGCCACCGACUCUCUCGUCACACUGUCCAAGGGUGAUAUGCGUCGUGCACUCAACGUCCUGCAAGCUUGCCACGCAUCUUCAACACCACUUCAUCUACCUGGCCAGGCACCUGUCGAAGGAGCGAAGAUUGACCGCGACCUGAUCACAAACGAGACCAUCUUCGACUGCAUCGCCGCGCCUCACCCUUCUGACAUCGCAACAAUCCGCGACACGCUUCUCUCAAAUCCCGACGUCACUUCAUGUCUGGCAACAAUCAAUACGCUCAAGGCAAACAAAGGCUUGGCCUUGGCUGAUAUUCUGACAGCUCUGGGUGACGAGCUUGCGAACUUGGAAGUCCCUGCUCACACAAAGGUGGCUUGGUUACAAGGUCUGGCUGAGAUUGAGCACAGAUUGAGUGGCGGUGGCAGCGAAAACCUUCAGACUGGUGGUUUGGUCGGUACUGUCAGAAAUGGUUGCGAACUCAUGGGUAACGCUAGCAAAUAA
Aureobasidium subglaciale EXF-2481 is the source of this 1191-nucleotide messenger RNA. RefSeq lists its product as uncharacterized. The coding region runs from base 1 to 1191 and encodes 396 amino acids. The transcript has 2 exons. NCBI's taxonomy places the organism in Eukaryota, Fungi, Ascomycota, Dothideomycetes, Dothideales, Saccotheciaceae. Gene Ontology annotation, cellular component: nucleus; Rad17 RFC-like complex; Ctf18 RFC-like complex. Gene Ontology annotation, molecular function: DNA clamp loader activity; ATP hydrolysis activity; ATP binding. Gene Ontology annotation, biological process: DNA-templated DNA replication; DNA repair. The record is from RefSeq and is a predicted model, not a curated record.